Molecule: messenger RNA, 3514 nt
Organism: Microstroma glucosiphilum
Lineage: Eukaryota; Fungi; Basidiomycota; Exobasidiomycetes; Microstromatales; Microstromataceae
Product: ARM repeat-containing protein
Exons: 1
Coding region: 194-3247 (1017 amino acids)
Biological process (GO): positive regulation of kinase activity; phosphatidylinositol biosynthetic process
Cellular component (GO): PAS complex; endosome membrane; fungal-type vacuole membrane
Molecular function (GO): protein binding
Source: RefSeq, a predicted model, not a curated record
CAUCUCCAGCCGCCUGAUCUCGCUUUCAUUUCACCUUCUAUUCUCGACGUAUCACAUCCUCGGACGAUCGUCCUUCUCUGCGCCCUCUCCUUCCUGAGUGGCAGACCCGGGUCUCAUCUCAGGUGCGACGAGCUUGUCCUGGCCUGGCCUCAUACUCUCGGAGAGCCCCUGACCAGCAGGGGUCCUGGCAUAGAUGGACCCGAAUUUGCAAAAGGCCUUGCUGGACCGCGUCUAUGAUAAGCGAAAGGCAGCUACUCUCGACCUCGAGAGACAAGUGCGCGAGGCUUUAGGCAAGGGUGAUCGAGGUCGAGUCAAUCUCAUCGUCCAGCAGCUCUGCACGCUACUGUCUCCGACGUCUCCUCAGAAUGUGAACGCUCGCAAUGGUGGUCUGAUCGGCCUAGCCGGGAUCUCCAUUGCCCUUGGUAUGGACAUUGCUCCUUAUUUGGAGCAGAUCGUUCCCCCUGUCCUGGCCUGCUUCACAGAUCCAGACAGCAAGAUUAGGUACUUUGCCUGCGAGAGCUUCUACAACAUAACAAAGGUCUGCAAGGGAGAGAUUCUGAUCUACUUCAAUGAAAUCUUCGAUGCUCUGUCAAAGCUCGCAGCAGAUUCGGAAGUCUCUGUCAAGAAUGGCGCGGAGUUACUUGACCGUCUCUUGAAAGACAUUGUCUGCGAGACAGCCCCUCAAUACGUGUCUCACUAUCAGGAUCUACCCCACAUCCGGGCAAGGCAAGAUGCUGCUGCAGGCUAUAGCGGUGGAAGCGCGGAGCUCGACGUUGCCCGUGAGAAGGCUCAUGCUGCAUCGCAUGGAGACAUGACACAUACGCAGGGCGGAGACGAGGAGCAAACGGCGGCCAACCGGACCUUCUCUCUGGCACGGUUCGUCCCUCUUCUCGCUGAGCGGAUGUACGUACUGUCUCCUUUCACCCGCAAUUACCUCGUCAGCUGGAUCACCGUUCUUGACUCUGUUCCGGAUCUGGAGCUUGUCAGCUAUCUCCCCAGCUUCCUCGACGGACUGCUCAAAUACCUAAGCGAUCCAAACACAGAUGUCAGACUUGCUACAGCGAAUGUACUCGCAGAAUUUCUGCGAGAGAUGCGUGAAGCAGCUGAAAGCUCUGCUGCUCGGGAAGAGAUCGAAGCGAGGAAACAAGAGAAGCUACGGGCAGCGGACGAGGCUAAUGGUGCAGGAAAGCAAGACGAAGAAAAUGCACAGCCUCAGCCAGACGAUGAGGGACACGCGAAGGGCAAUGCUGGCCCUGGCCAGGAGGAAGAGUCUGAGGAGGUAUGGGCCAUCGGCAGAGAGGUUCGCAUCGAUUAUGCUUCCAUCAUGGAAGUCCUCAUAGAUCAUAUUACCUUUCCUGACGAGGAGAUCCAAGCUACCACCCUUCAGUGGGUGGCUGAGCUACUUCUAGUCGUAAAGGACGUCGUUGUCCCCUUUGCCCCACGCCUCAUUCCGGCGGCUCUCCCAAAUCUGGCGCAUCAUAGUCCGGCUAUUCAGACGGCAGCUAAUGAGACGAAUUACAAUCUCUAUCAAGUCAUUCAAGAGCUACCGGCGCCUGUGGCAUCAACAGCCAACGUCAGUACAAGCCCUCGCACAAUCGCUUCAACCGCGACCACUGAAGGGAAAGCCGCUGCAGGCACGUCUAAGAGUGGCCUUACAGGAUCUUCUUCUCUUCCAAAAGUUGCCCAGCCGCCAUCUCCCCCGACAUCUCCGCGUCUGUCGUCCACAGCGACUUUCGCGGAGACAAUGACGAGUGAGGGUCAGAAUGAAGAACAGCCUGCACUAUCAGAUCCAUUCGACUAUCAAACGACCGUGAACAUGCUGGCUCUUCAGCUCCUGGACCAGCAUGAAGAGACGAGAGUGACCGCCUUGGAGUGGCUGAUCAUGCUGCAUCAGAAAGCGCCACAACGGAUUCUUACCAUGCAUGACGGUACCUUCCCAGCGCUACUGAAGACGCUGUCCGAUCCAUCAGAAGAGGUCAUCCGUUGUGACUUGCGACUCCUUGCGCAAAUCAGUAGCGCAUCGGAGGAUCUCUACUUCUCCUCCUUCAUGGCGAAUCUCUUGAGUCUCUUUAGCACGGAUCGGCGACUUCUGGAAACUCGCGGGAGCUUGAUUAUCAGGCAAUUGUGCGCCUCCUUGCACACCGAGCGUAUCUUCCGGACGCUUUCAGAAUUGCUGGAAAAGGACGAGGAUCUCGAAUUUGCUGGCAUCAUGGUGCAGAAUCUCAACAUCAUCCUGAUUACUUCUCCGGAGCUGGCUGACUUCCGGCGGAGACUCAAGAACGUCGAUUCCAAGGACGGACAGCAGCUCUUUGUCAGCCUAUACAGAUCAUGGUGCCACAACGCCGUGGCGACGUUUAGCUUGUGUCUUCUCUCGCAAGCCUACGAGCACGCCAGCAAUCUGCUACAGAUCUUUGCCGAUCUAGAGAUCACGGUGGCCAUGCUGAUCCAAAUCGACAAGCUGGUGCAGCUGUUGGAGUCCCCCAUCUUCACCUCCUUGAGGCUCCAGCUAUUAGAUCCCGACAAGAAUCCAUUCCUUCUGAAGUCGCUCUAUGGACUUCUCAUGCUUCUUCCGCAAAGUUCAGCCUUUGCAACCCUUCGUAAUCGUCUCUCCGCCGUGAGCAGUAUGGGGUCGGUGGCGAGGUCGACGUAUGCCCAGACGGCGAGGAGCAAGCUGAGCACUCGCGAUGAGAUCAAGUGGCCGGAGCUCUUAACGCACUUUAGGCAAACCCAGCUGAGGCAUGAGAGGGCGAGACGAUCGGCUGCCGCUGCUGCUGCCGGAGGUGCGACGGGGAAUGAGAGCCUGGUGCCUGGGAUGGCGGGAAACACUCAAGGAGGUAGUGGCGGCGGCAAAGGAGGCAAGGACGGCGCUAGCGUGUCGCCAUCUACGUCUGGCAGUCGUUUGGCUGUUGGUGGCGGUGGUAGUGGUGGAUCGGCUGCAAUGAAGAGACGCAUAGGUGGUAGCGGUUCAGGAGGUCCAGGUCAACGUGCAGGCUCAGUUGGUAUCACUGUUACUGGCGGCAGCGGUGGGGUCGCGGCGGGUUCAAGAUUGUCAACGGCAACGGCUUCAGCGACGAUCCCGGAGCGGAUUAGCAGCUCCAAUGGAGCUGGAGGCGGCAUCGGUAUGGGUGGCAGCGCGAGGCCCACUUCUCCGGUGACCUUGACAAAGGGCAGCGGUCGCCCUACACAGCCAAAUGCCAGUGCCAGUAAUUCCGCUCCGAGGAUAUCGAGCGGGAAGGGGCGGCAGUAGAGUCACCUUGUCGUUGAGCCGAUGGAAUGCAACGUCCAACUGUCAUCGGCUCAUUUACGACUGUCGCGUGUCAGGCGGCUAUGCAGAUUCCCGCCCCAGCCGCGGCUCAUUGUACCUGUCAAAGGUUGCGGUCAGACGUGGGAGCGCAAGAUGUGCGUGCUUCUAGCAGCCGCGGGCCUUUGCACCUGUCAGAUGGCUAUGCACUCCAGACAUCGUUCUGCGAGCCGCGCGCCUUUGUAUUUGUUAAAUCUAGAGGUAAAACUGAAA